UUUCCCCUUGCAUAAAUACAUGGCCUCUUAAAAAAUAAAGUCUCGGAAGAUAUUUUAUUUUCGCUCUCACUGUCUCUUUCUCUCUCCUGCCCUUAAAACCACCACCACCACCACCACCACCACAACCACCAUCAGCAAACACAAACAGACAACAAUAAGAAGCUAUGUGUGUUUUUGGUAAUAAAGGUACGGAGAUCAACAGCUCGGUUUAGUAAUUGGAGUGCUGGAUUUUAAAGCUUACUGCUGGUGUUAAAAGGAUUCUGGCUUUUGCUCUGGUGGUAAGUUGAGAGAUUAUGGAUCGAGAAGGAGGAUCCAACGGCGGAUCUUGCUAUUACUCUGUUCUUGGGAUUCGUCGCGAUGCCUCCUUCUCUGAUAUCCGUACUGCUUAUCGCAAACUCGCCAUGAAAUGGCACCCGGACAAGUGGGCUGGGAAUACCGCGGUGGCCGGAGAAGUGAAACGACGGUUUCAGCAAAUCCAGGAAGCGUAUUCCGUUUUAUCUGACCAGGCUAAAAGAUCGAUUUACGAUGCUGGGCUUUACGAUCCUCUGGAAGAGGAAGACGACGACUUUUGUGACUUUAUGCAAGAGAUGAUCUCCAUGAUGAACAAUGUCAAAGACGAGGGAGAUAGCUUUGAAGAUCUUCAAAGGAUGUUCGUAGAAAUGGUGGGUGGAGAUGGCGUGGGGGUUGGGAUUAAUGAAGAUCAAACGGAUAUAAAGAGGGCACGCGUUAAUCCAUCCAAAGAUGUAUGCUAUAUGCUCUUGUUGACUGGAAAUGAUGGAGUAGAGCUCUAGGUCUAAUUUGCCUAAUGCAUGACUUGAGGUUCAUAUGGGUCCUUCCCUUGGCUCAAAAUAAUGGACAGACAUCUCAGGAAAAGAUCGACAUUUGUUUCGCAUGCUAAAUUGUGUUUUAUAUAUAUGUAUUUAAAAUUUUUUGGAUGGGUUUGUGAAUCCGAAUCCAAAGCCAAUUCAAAACGCAUACCAUUCUCGAGGCGUCAGUGCUGUGGUUUCUUUCGUUAAGAACGUAAUGUUAUAUGUUUUUAAAAUUCA
Ricinus communis (castor bean) is the source of this 1046-nucleotide messenger RNA. Its product is annotated as dnaJ homolog subfamily C member 21. The coding region runs from base 294 to 791 and encodes 165 amino acids. The transcript is spliced from 6 exons. Lineage: Eukaryota; Viridiplantae; Streptophyta; Magnoliopsida; Malpighiales; Euphorbiaceae. The record is from RefSeq and is a predicted model, not a curated record.